Theobroma umbraticum is the source of this 1076-nucleotide messenger RNA. The record is from RefSeq and is a predicted model, not a curated record. Lineage: Eukaryota; Viridiplantae; Streptophyta; Magnoliopsida; Malvales; Malvaceae.
AAAUAGCUUUGAACUUUUGAAAAAAACAAAAAAAAAAAGAAAAGAUCAGGAAUGGCUCUGGCUUCUUCACCUGCUUUCACAGUUAUUACUCUGCCAAAAGCUCUGCAAUCUUCAAAUGAACCUAUCACUUAUUCUCCUUCGCUCUCUAUCUUCUCAUCCAAAUCACUUGUCUCUUCUUCAAAACCCAACAUCUGCAGCAAUCUUUCUUCUUUGGAAAAUGCUUUGUCUCUCAAAUGGAGGACUAGAGCUUCAUUCUUUCCUAGUUUUCUAACCAAAGGGCAAGACGUUCAGAGCCUCAAAGAUGAGCUUUUCGAUGCAAUAGCACCUCUUGACCGUGGCGCUGAGGCUACUCGCGACGAUCAAGAGCGUGUGGAUCAGAUAGCACGAAAACUAGAGGCAGUGAAUGAGAUCAAGGAGCCUCUCAAUUCCAAGUUGUUGAAUGGGAAAUGGGAGCUUUUAUACACAACAUCUAAGUCACUUUUGCAGACAAAGAGGCCAAAAUUCUUAAGACCCAACGGCAAAAUCUUCCAGGCAAUCAAUCUGGAUACUCUUCGAGCUCAAAAUUUGGAAACCUCGCCAUUCUUUAAUCAGGCCACUGCUAAUUUAGUUCCUCUAAAUGCAAGAAGGGUGGCUGUUAAAUUCGACUAUUUCAGAAUUGCUGGUCUGAUACCAAUUAAAUUCCAUGGAAGUGGUCGUGGCCAGUUGGAAAUCACAUACCUGGAUGAAGAGUUACGUUAUGUUUUUCCAUGUGUGUAGGAUGUCACGAGGUGACAGAGGGAACUUGUUCAUACUGAAAAUGGCGGAUCCAUUUUACCGGGUACCUCUCUAGCUGCUACAAAAGGCUAAAAUGGUCGAGACAUGUGGAUGUAAUAGCAUAUACAAAGAGUUCGUUGGCGACAAAGGAAUCCCCUUCUAUUCUCGAAUAAACUGUACCGCCUGAUGCUUGAGUCAAUAAUGUAAGUUGUUCUGCAAUCUGAGUAAUAUUUAAACAGAUUGAACAGGCUAUGAAUGAUUCCGAAUACCAUUACAAACCAUCACUUUCACUGAAAUAUAGAUAUGUAUAAACGUAUGAUUCA